Molecule: messenger RNA, 1288 nt
Organism: Magnolia sinica
Lineage: Eukaryota; Viridiplantae; Streptophyta; Magnoliopsida; Magnoliales; Magnoliaceae
Product: PI-PLC X domain-containing protein At5g67130-like
Exons: 5
Coding region: 1-825 (274 amino acids)
Biological process (GO): lipid metabolic process
Molecular function (GO): phosphoric diester hydrolase activity
Source: RefSeq, a predicted model, not a curated record
AUGGGAUAUCUGUAUAAGGAUGUUAGAGGGGUGAUGCCUGACAUGUACGACUUCAACAAUCACAUUUGGUUGUGCCACUUCUUUGGAGGCCAAAUGCUACAAUUUAAUAGCAUUCAACCUGCUAUCAAUGUGCUGAAAGAAAUUCAAGUGUUCCUUGAUGCCAACCCUUUGGAGAUCAUUACAAUCUUCAUAGAAGAUUAUGUCACAUCACCUCACGGCCUAACUAAGGUAUUCAAUGCCGCCAGCCUUAGGAAAUUUUGGUUUCUGGUAUCAGGGAUGCCUAAAAAUGGGCAGGAUUGGCCCAUCAUCGAUGAUAUGAUUAGUAAGAACCAGCGUUUGUUGGUAUUCACCUCAAAAUCAGCCAAGGAGGCUUCUGAAGGCAUUGCCUAUGAGUGGAGAUACAUUGUAGAAAACCAAUGUAAGCCCUGUUUUCUCUCCUUUCAUAAAUCUAUCAUUGAUUCUCUUUUUAUUGGUUUUGGUGAUUGGGCUGAAACUGCAGAUGGUGACAGUUGGAUGAAGGCGAGUUCUUAUCCUAAUCGUGCGGAAUCAUCUCCCAUGAACACAACAACAAGAUCCCUUGUUUUAGAGAACUAUUUCCUUGACAAUCCUAAUUUAGCGACAACUUGUAAGGACAACUCAGCUCCACUUACUAGCAUGACCGGUACAUGCCAUGAAGCAGUAGGAAAACGAUGGCCCAACUUCAUUGCUGUCGAUUUCUACCAGAGAAGUGAUGGAGGGGGAGCCCCACAAGCCCCACCGGAUAAUCCUAGCCAUCCGUUUUUUCUCUUUCUUUCUUUCUUUCUUUCUUUCUUUUUGGACUUUUGAGUAUAAAAACAUGUAUGCUUUGGGAUGAGUCACUGUCUGCCUAGUUGGUUUCAUUUGUUGUUGAAUUGCACACUGAAACCGAGUUUUAAGAACCUUGCUUCUAGCUGAGGGGAAACAGUAUAAGAACCAUAGACUUGGUCCGUCUUGAUACAUGUAAGAGUAUUUUAGAAGUUUCAAUUUUUUUGUUGACUCCUGACUCACUUUAUAGUUUAUACUACCAGAUGUAUUGUAGAUUGUUUUUUUCUCUCCAUUUUACUCUUUGAAUGUAGUGGUUAUUAAUCACUGGUUAUUUUCCUAGGCCCAUUCCAGAUAGUAAAUCACUGUCUUAUGUCUAACUUUUCAAUCAUUUCCUAUUGGUUCCAAAGGCAGGAGAAAGCUUUUCUUAUAUUUUCUGAGUUGAGCAUUUCUGCUGGCUAGGCUGAUGCUAGGCCUUUUUAUUGGCUAUGCGCUUGCAGGUAAUUUC